Lineus longissimus is the source of this 7937-nucleotide messenger RNA. RefSeq names its product rho-associated protein kinase 2-like. The transcript has 35 exons. The coding region runs from base 487 to 4767 and encodes 1426 amino acids. NCBI's taxonomy places the organism in Eukaryota, Metazoa, Nemertea, Pilidiophora, Heteronemertea, Lineidae. Gene Ontology annotation, cellular component: cytoskeleton; cytoplasm. Gene Ontology annotation, biological process: Rho protein signal transduction; peptidyl-threonine phosphorylation; actomyosin structure organization. The record is from RefSeq and is a predicted model, not a curated record. Gene Ontology annotation, molecular function: small GTPase binding; Rho-dependent protein serine/threonine kinase activity; ATP binding.
AUGGCGACUGAGUAAAUUCCGUUUUCUGAACUUCCAUCGAAAAGUUUGCAUAAUAUUCACCAUUCUCAACAUUGGCAGUGCAAUCAAAGCCGCGUUGUGAUGCAUCGGAUUACGUGACAGCUCUUGAAUAGGAAAUAGCAUAGGAAUAUCGCUUUGUUUGUGGUUUUAGAUGGGGUUCUUGGAAGGUGUUCUGAAACUUGAGAGACCGCGUACAUUUUUGUGUACAUUGCUUGUGCUUCAUGUAGGAAGUGCAUGGGGCUCUAUAUGGACCCAAACAAAUUAACUUUCAAGUCCCAAUAUUGUUCUGCAGUAGUAGAAAAGUUACUAUUUGAUUGUCUAAUGCAAUAUAGAAGAAUUUCCUGAAGUUUUUUAGGUUGAAAUCUUUCUGAACUGUUGUGUGACUUAGUUUUUGUUGAGAAGUCACAAGUCGGAAAGUUGAAUGUCACUUUUUCUACCUACCUGAAAGAUAGGAAACAGAAGAACAACAUGGCUGGCCCUCAGAAUGAGGAUCUUCGUCGGAGAUUGGCGUUGAUUGAGGAACAAGUUCGGGAUGCGAGCUCCAAGAUCAAUGUCGAUGGAUUAUUGGACAGCAUUGUGGCCCUGGUUGAAGAUUUAAAAUUUCCUGCCAUUAGAAGAAAUAAAAAUGUGGAGAAUUUCCUCAUGCGAUAUGAGAAACCUGCUGAAGUUGUCUCGUGUAACCGGAUGAAAGCAUCAGACUACAAUGUGAUCAAGGUGAUAGGAAGAGGGGCCUUUGGCGAGGUCCAAUUGGUCCGCAACAAAUCUACUAAGAAAGUCUAUGCAAUGAAGUUACUCAGCAAAUUUGAGAUGAUUAAGCGGUCCGAUUCUGCCUUCUUCUGGGAAGAGCGAGAGAUUAUGGCCAACUCAAACAGCGAGUGGAUCGUUCAGUUACAUUUUGCAUUUCAAGACACCAAGUUUCUCUACAUGGUGAUGGACUAUAUGCCUGGUGGCGAUCUCGUCAACUUGAUGAGUAACUAUGAUGUGCCGGAGAAAUGGGCGCGGUUUUAUUGUGCUGAGGUUGUGCUAGCUCUAGAUGCGAUACACUCGAUGGGUUUUGUACAUAGAGAUGUGAAGCCAGACAACAUGUUGCUGGAUGAACAGGGUCAUCUCAAGUUGGCUGACUUUGGCACGUGUAUGCGUAUGGAUAGGGAUGGUAUGGUGCGAUCAGAUACUGCGGUCGGUACUCCUGAUUAUAUUUCACCCGAGGUGCUCAAGUCGCAGGGCGGUGAUGGAUACUAUGGCCGGGAAUGUGAUUGGUGGUCGGUCGGUGUCUUCCUUUAUGAAAUGCUAGUUGGUGAUACGCCAUUCUUUGCUGAGUCAUUGGUCGGGACCUACGGCAAGAUCAUGGACCACAAAAACUCAUUAAGUUUCCCCGACGAUGUGGAGAUCUCGUCCAAAGCAAAAAGCCUCAUUUUAAGAUUUCUGGCUGACAGAACGACUCGGCUAGGUAUCAAUGGUAGUAAUGAAAUCCGAGCCCAUCCGUUCUUCAGGAACGACCAGUGGGAUUGGUCAAAUAUUAAACAAAGUGUACCUCCCAUAGUGCCUGAACUCGCCAGUGACGAUGACACUAGUAACUUUGACGACAUAGACAAGGAUGACAGCCCCGAUGAGACGUUUUCUGUACCCAAAGCCUUCGCUGGCAACCACCUACCAUUCAUCGGGUUCACAUACAAUAGAGGAACCACGAUAUUGUCACAAAAACCAAUGGAUGUGGGUCCAUCACCGACUGUUGAAGUGCCAAAUGAUAUCCAGAUGAGAUUAAAGCACCUUGAAGAUCAGCUGAAGGCAGAACGCCUCUCCAAGCAGGAUCUAGAACACAAAUAUGCAGUGACGAUAAAAGACCUCGAUCGUAUUUCUGCCGAGGAACACUCAAUGAGACAAAUCACCAAUGAGUACGAGAGGAACAUCGCUCUCAUCAAACAUGACAUGAAGGAGGCGGCGAGAAAAUAUGACCUGGAACAAGAGUCUCACCGAAACACAGAAAAGAAGUUACAAGAAGUGGAGUACAUGCUUAACAAUGAACGGAAGGCUAAACAAAACAUGGCAUACGAUAGCGACAAGGUGUCAGAGAGGGUCAGCUUCUUGGAGCGACAGAUUACGGAGCUGACCGAUAACCUGAAACAGGAGUCCGACAACUGCUUGAAGUUCAAGAAGAUGUAUGGCGAGUUACAACAGCGGUACAAACACCUUGAUGAUGGCUAUGGUGAGGUGCACAGCAAGUACAGCGAGACAGUCAAUAUCAAGCAGAAUCUGGAGAAAGAGUUGAUGCAGUUACAGAAUGCCUUGGAUGAGGAGAGGAGUGCCCGGGCGUUGGGAUCAGAUCAUAUUGUAGAGUUAGAAAAUCGCAAUCGCUCUCUGCAGACGGAGCUGAUGAGGUCGAAAGACAAGGAAGCAGCUGUGAUACGAGAAAACCAGGAUAUCCAACAGACAAUUAUAAGUUUAGAGAAAUCUAAAGCAAACACGGAACUCGAGUUCAAGACGUACAUGAUGAAAUAUGAUCAAGAGGUGCUAGCUCACAAGGAAACUGUGGCAAAAUUCAACCAGGACAAGAAACACAUACUCAUGUCGACUGAGGAGGCUAACUUGGAGGCGAUUAAAGAGAUGCAGAUAAAGUAUGACCAAGAAAAAACGUCACGGCAGAGAGCGGAGAGUCGUCUGCUUGAAAUCGAAAAGAAGAAGUCAGAAAUGUCAGUUGAUUUUGGACAGAUGCAGCAGCGGCUGACAGGGUUACAGGGAGAACUGUUGGCAGAGAUUGAAAAGAAUAAAGGCGUCCAGUCUCAACUCGACCAGGAGAUCCAGAAGCGUAACUCAAUGCAGAUGGACCUGACCAGCACCCAGCAGAAGUUAGGCCAGUACAGACAUAUGGAGGCACAGCUCAAUAAGGACGUGAGCGACCUCAAGGACGAGAAGAGAAGACUAGUCCAACAAAUCAAGAAGGUGCAGAAUGAAUUGAAUGGUAACAACCUCCAGAUGAAGGAACUGCAGGAUCAGUUGGAAGCUGAACAGUAUUUCUCCACAUUAUACAAAACCCAGGUCAAGGAAUUAAAGGAGGACGUAGAAGAUAAAACCAAACAAUUCCAAGACUUAGAUAUUGAUAAUAAGAAUUUAAAACAAGAAAGGGCCAACACAAAAGCACUUUUACAUCUUGCACUCAAUGUAGUGGAGUUGAUUAUAGCUGGACAAGAUGUUGAUCCUGAUUGGUUGAGGGAUUCAGUACUUGCCCAGCUCCAACUCGCUCUUGCCAAGGCGGACUCUGAACAGCUUGCACGGACGAUCGCCGAGGAUGGCUUGUCGGACGUUGAGAAGGAGAAGACAAUGUUAGAAUUAGAAAUUAAGGAAUUAAUGUCUCGGCACAAGAGUGAAUUGUCAAAGAAGGAGUCACAUUUGUCAUCGAUGGAGGUGAACCUGAAUGGGUUAAGUAAACAGAUAGAAUCCUACCAGACAGAAAAGGAUGAGCUCAAUACAAAAAUCAAGAAACUGAGCGACGAACUUGAAGCAGCCAAGUCAGACAACACAACCAAUGACAGUGAAAACCAACUACUUAAGAAAGCGUUACAUGAGGAGAAGGUGAAAAAGAUACAGGCUGUGAAUAAGUUGGCAGAGAUUAUGAAUAGGAAAGAAUUCAAGAAUACAAAGAAGGUCAGCUCGGCGGACCUUAGGAAGAAAGAGAAAGAGUGCAAGAAAUUACAGCAGGAGCUUACCAUGGAAAAAGAAAAGUACGCUAAGAUGUCGGAGAAGUUCCAAAAGGAUCUGUCAGAUGCUCAGGUCGCCCUCUAUGAGGAGAUCCAGUCACGUCAAAAGGCGCAGAUGGAAGCCGACAGCAAAGACAGUGAAAUUGAACAGUUAAUGCAGAAAGUCAGUCUCCUCAACAUUGAUAGUAUCUCGGUGAAUAGCAAUGAAUUGGACACACCGAUAGGCGAAGACGGAGUGCCAGAAUCUGCUCGCCUUGAAGGAUGGUUAUCAGUGCCCAAGAACAGGAAUAUCAAGCGCUACGGCUGGACGAAGCAAUAUGUGGUCGUCAGUAUGAAGAAGAUACUCUUCUAUAACUCGGAGAGUGAUAAACAGAAUGCAGACCCUGUCCUAGUCCUAGAUAUCGAUAAAUUAUUCCAUGUGCGGUCCGUAACCCAGGGUGAUGUCAUACGUGCAGACACCAAGGACGUGCCACGCAUAUUCCAAGUUCUCUAUGCAACGGAGGGUGAAAAUCGCAAACCGGAGGAACAGCUGGAGGUGCUGCCACCUGGCGAGAAGCAUAUGAUUCAGUACAAAGGCCACGAUUUAAUGGAGAUCCAUUUCCGGACGCCUGCAGCUUGUGAAUGUUGUAAUAAACCGUUAUGGCAUAUGUUAUCCCCGCCGGCAGCUCUAGAAUGCAAGCGCUGCCAUGUAAAGGUGCACAAAGAUCAUUUUGACAAAAAUGAAGAAUUUCUGGGAUACUGUAAAGUGAAUGUCGAUGCUCAAUCUGCCAAAGACCUACUCCUGCUGGCAACGUCCCCGCAAGACCAGCAGAUAUGGGUCAAGAAGCUCAGUAAGCGAAUCAACCGCAAGGGAAUCACGCCACAGCCAAGCUUUGAUAAGGGAACUCCAACUAGUAUGCAAGGGACCCCUGUGGUAAGAGAUGCUGUUUUGCGGACGAAACCUCCGUCUAGUUCAACAACCCCACGGUCCGUGUCCACUGUGACAAAGCCGAAGUUACGAAACUUGAUAAGAAGGCAUUCUUGGGCUAGACCUUUUGACACCGGUUCUAAUAAAUAAGUUGUAUUGGUGUUGGGGCCACCAAGAGGUGCGCGGACGUACCAAUCAUUUAGUCUCCCGUCAAAAUCGUCAGCGGCAAGUAAAGCAGCAACGUUACCGAACAUGGCGAGACAGAAAUAGGUGCUCCAGGGUCGAUAUGCAGCCCAGCUUGUCAUGUCUCGGCUAAUCUUCCAUGACGAUCGACUCAGUGUCCUUGGUUUCUUCAAGUGUUCUAAUUAUGUUGGCUUUGAUGGAUGUCAUGUGUUCGACAAUGUAAUCAAGACUUAUCACCCCACCAUGAAUUAAAACUGUAAAACACACUCUUAUUUGGAGUGAAUUUAGUCUCUUAAAAUGAGCCAUUGGCUGAUCGUGCUCUCAGUGUUCAGAGGUUCUCCCUCUGGUGUGUAUAUAGGCAAUCACAGAUGCAACUUAAGAUUUAAAUCUUUACUCAUAAGCUACACCUUUAUCCUUUUCUAAAGCAUUCAGGGCCGGAUUCACAUGAGGUGUAUAAUAACCCUUUGUGAAUUAGGCCCUUAUGCAAAAGUUGGCCUAUUAUGGCGGGCUAUGAAAGGAAAUGAACAUAGCAAAUCGUGUUUAUUACCUUAGCAACAACUUACGCUGUAUAGAAAAGGUUGUGGGCCGGGAUACAUGUACACUGUCUCUUUAAAGGGGUACGCCGUUCGUAAUUACUUGUGAUCCAGUCAAACAGAAAUGCACUAAUACACAAUGCUGUAGUGCAGUUAUUGUGAAUACAAAUUUGUUUAAACUUGGUAUUCAUUGUUUUUGAAUAUCAGUCUACACAACGGAAAUGUUGAAAUUUAUAUUGAGUAUGUAUAUUCCAUGUUGCACAUUUUUAAAUUCAAUUACAAAUUCAAACAUUUUUACGAACGGCGUAGGCCUUUAAUAUUGCUUUGUUAUUUUCCAACGUAUGUAAUUAUAAGUGCCUUGUUUUUAUGGUCAGAGCUUCCACAAUUUGUAAUAUGGUUCAUUUGAUAACUGAGUCUCUUUAUGUGAGGCUCAUUUGUGUAUUUGUACAUUCAUUUAGAUAGCUGUGUUGUGAGGUAUUACUACAUGUACUCGAAAACUCGACUCUGAGGCAUCCCAAUACAUACCAUUCAUAUUUUAGAAGGAUAGCCCAAAACAGAGAGUUGCUUUGGAAAAUUCUUGAAAAAUGUUUUCCAAAUGACGUGUUUUGAGAAAAAGUACAUGUUGAUUAAUGGACCUGCACAUCUUAAAAAACAAUUUUGUUGUCCAAAUGCAUAAUCAGAAGCAAUUCAAAACGAUAGAGAUUGGAUAUAGUUCCUGUCUCUCGUGAGUUGGUUAAACUGUGGGAGUUUAAAUUUCCUUUAAGUUUGCAUGCUUUUGUUCAAUUCUUUAUCAGAUUUAUCUGUGUUGACAUGCCAAUUUUAGGGCUCUUCUAACGACGUUUCUAAUGCCUGGAAAUGGAUGGUUGAGAUGUGGUCACUGAAAUGUGGGCGAGCGCACAAGAAUACUGUGUGAAAAGUAACAAUAGUUCAAAAUUAAAGGGGGCUUACACGUACAUGUAGAAGCUGAGUAACUAGCACAUUGUGUAAGAUGGUAGGGACACCUGUUGGCCAUGUAGUGCAACAGAACUGACCCUCCUUGCUCCUACUUAUAGUCUCCCUUUAACGCAUCAUGUAAAAUGUUGAUGAGUUAUGGGUAUCCCUGAUGCAUGAUGGGUACUGUUGUCAUUCAUUAGCUUUGCUAAUCACAUAAACCGACAAACUAUUUGUAAUGCUAACAGUAUAUUGGAAAAACCAAAGAUGGAUAUUUCAUCGGCUAAUAUUUUGGAGGGUGUAUAAUGAUAUGAGUAAUGUGUACAUAAUGUAUAUAGUACCAAUAUUUUCUGCUGUAGAGAUUUUUUUCAUUGUAAUGAUUUUUUUAUGAGAAGGAUUUAGGUAGUAUAAACCGUAGAUUAUCUUUGUAAAUUGUCCACUGGAUCAUCCUAUUGGAACCAAGUUCCAGUGAAUCAUCAGGUUUCUGUGUACACCUCGGCUUAUCGGCACUCCCUCAAAGCGUGGAGGGCCAUAAUGUGUGCCAUCUGACCGUGGCAUCGCUUGAAAUAAGUGACACAUGCAGGGUUUGAGAUUGUCUCUUGUACAAAACUGUACAGACAAUCUGUGGUUUCCAAAUACAGUUAGAAAACAAUUUAUCCAAGCCAGGUUGAACAUUUGGAGUUGGCCUGUCAGCUUGUUGCGGGCAUGGUAAUCAGCUUGGGUGAUGUUAUCUUCAAAUGUCUUCGAAUACAGGUAACGUCUUCUCUGUAAACUGUAUGAUAACCAACCUUGUUCCCAGGUGGCAUUUGGUUCGACUUCUAAAUGAUAUAUAUAUAUAGUCCUCAUUUUACUCAGGGCUUCAUUUCGUGUUGUACACCGCUCUCUCUCUCAACAUGGGUGGAGCCUAAUAUUUGUAAGAGAAAUGAGUUAUAUCCACUAGAAGCAAUGACUGCUGUGUCAGAGAAUGUUCUCAUAUGUUUGUCUUGAAAAGGUGUAUACAGGUGUCAGCUGUGGCCACCAUUGUUUUUGGUUGAUUAACCUUUGGCAUGGCGGACAACACUAGUCUCCACAAUUCAUUCAAAACCCAGAUAAAGCUAUGUACACUAAUAACGUUUGACAUUGUUAUUCCUCUGUUUGCCUUCAAUAAGUUCAGUUGUCACAAAAUAGGUAGACUUUCUACGAUAUGGGUCUGAAAAUGUCAUCUUUGUAAAAUACUGAAACCAUCUGGAUGUCCCCUCUGUGUUCGAUGUCUACCUUUGUAGUGGACCGUUGUGCAGAUGAUGCAGACUCACUUGCAUGGAAUCAGAAUUGAUGUUCCAUUUAAGUCAAGGCUCCUACCACCUUUAAAAUCGCACAGUUGUAGAAAUAUGUUUAAGCAUGUAGUCGUGAUGAUUGAUCUGGUGGAUGGGUGCAAAAUGGAGGACUUGGGUUCAUACUUCGAUUGUUAUGUUUAAAUUCUGCAGCCAUGGGUAAUUUCAUUGUGAUAACAGUAUUUACGCCAAAUUGCUGACGUCCUUGCUUGUAUAGUGUCAGUCUUCAUAAUUGGCUGGUUUGGCAGGGAUAUGCUGGUGCCAGUUUAGUUAGCGCUUGGUUGUGCUUGCCUACAAUUUGAUACAAACAUUCAUUUAAUGAUCAUGUAAUAAUAUAAGUUACAGAAAAACUUUGUUUUAUUAA